Messenger RNA from Dromaius novaehollandiae (emu), 624 nucleotides. RefSeq names its product formation of mitochondrial complex V assembly factor 1 homolog (gene FMC1). The record is from RefSeq and is a predicted model, not a curated record. The transcript has 2 exons. Bases 68 to 529 code for a protein of 153 amino acids. Lineage: Eukaryota; Metazoa; Chordata; Aves; Casuariiformes; Dromaiidae. Gene Ontology annotation, cellular component: mitochondrion.
GCGGCACCGCGCCUUCCGGACUGUUGGCUAACGCGUGCAGCUCCUGCUCCCCCUCCCCCCCCGCGAGAUGCGGUCGAAAGCGCGAGGAUUGAAGCCUUCGCCCUCCGCCCGCUUCCUUAUUGGCUGGUGGAGCGAGGCGGCGGCGCCCGAUUGGCGGAGGGCAAGGAGUGGGCGGGAGAGCCACAAGAUGGCGGCGCUGGGCUCACCGCUGGGGACCUUGCGAGGUCUCUUACGCGAGCUCCGCCACGCGAGCGCCCAGGCGGGCCGCCCCUACCGGGACACGCCCGCCUAUCAACACGUCAUCUCGGCCUUCCGCGCCCACCGGGUCACCAGUGAGAAGCUCUGCCGGGCCCAGCAGGAGCUGCACUUCCAGGCAGCCACGUACCUCUGCUUGCUCCGCAGCGUCCGGGAGCACUUGUCUCUUCACCAGGAGUACCACGGCAAAGGGGAGCGCUCUCCUGAGGAGGUUGCUGGCUUGGUGGGCUUCAGGCUGCCGCAGCAGCCAGGAGGAAAGGGUUGGGAUUCGUAGGAAUGCAAAUGCUUGCUAAGACCACCUUACAAGGACUGCAAAAUGGUUGUGUUAUAUGUACUGUUUAUCUCUGAAUAAAUAUCUUUGAUUAUGGA